Messenger RNA from Aphanomyces astaci, 993 nucleotides. RefSeq lists its product as hypothetical. The record is from RefSeq and is a predicted model, not a curated record. Gene Ontology annotation, molecular function: nucleic acid binding. NCBI's taxonomy places the organism in Eukaryota, Oomycota, Saprolegniomycetes, Saprolegniales, Verrucalvaceae. The coding region runs from base 1 to 993 and encodes 330 amino acids. The transcript is spliced from 3 exons.
AUGGUCAAUCAAGCCCCCCGCACGCGUAAGGACGUCUCCAGCAGCAAGAACGCUGAAGUAAUCCAACAACGUCAUCACUUUCUUGUUAAUGGCAAGUUAGUCCGUGGUGCAUUCACAAGAACUGCUGAAAUGCUCGACAUCGUACGCCGCAGUGUUGCCUAUAUCUGGGACACGUUUUAUACCCGCGGUGCCCUGUCGUCCAACAAGUGCGCCAAGGUUGGUCCGAAGCCCAAGUACUCCCCCGACGACAUCCGGAACCUCAACGCACUGCAUGAAACCGUCGAAUUUGAGAGCCUAUGGGAUGUGGUCCAUUUGGACGAAAAGUGGUUCAAUACCGACAAAGAUCGCCGCAAGGUGUACCUGGUUCCCGGCGAGACCCCUCCGCAGCGGACGUGGAAGUGCAAGCGCUUUAUCCCGAAGGUGAUGUUCUUGGCCGCGAUCGGCUGGCCUCGAUUUGACCACGACCGCGGGGUGUUGUUUGAUGGCAAAGUGGGCAUGUGGCCAUUCGUGGAGUCCGUCCCCGCUGUUCGCAACUCACGCAACCGUCCCGCCAGUACCAUGGCGACGUCCUUGGUCAACGUGAAUGCAACUGUGUACCGAGACUACGUCAUCAACAAUGUCAUACCUGCGAUCAAGGCGUCCUUUCCGACUGUGUCCACCGACGGGUGGAAGUUUGUGCUCCGUCGACAACCGCCCAACAGUCCGGACCUGAACGCGCUGGACCUCGGCUUCUUCGCAUCGAUUCAAUCCCUACAGUACAAGUUGAUGAGUCGCACUGUCGACGAUGUGAUUCGCUCGACCCUCGCAGCGUUCGAAGAGCUGAGCUACGAGAAGCUCGAGAGCGUCUUUCUCACGUUUGAGUCGGUGAUGCAACUGAUCCUUGAGCACGACGGAGGCAACCACUACGUCUUGCCUCACCUGAAGAAGGCCGCCUUGCGACGCGCUGGACUUCUGAUGCAGAAUGUGUCUUGCCCUGUGUCCCUUCUCUUGUAG